Messenger RNA from Archocentrus centrarchus (flier cichlid), 1462 nucleotides. Its product is annotated as phospholipase A2 inhibitor and Ly6/PLAUR domain-containing protein-like. The coding region runs from base 75 to 695 and encodes 206 amino acids. The record is from RefSeq and is a predicted model, not a curated record. The transcript has 5 exons. NCBI's taxonomy places the organism in Eukaryota, Metazoa, Chordata, Actinopteri, Cichliformes, Cichlidae.
CAACCUCUUCAUGAGAACUACUUAAACCUUAACACAAACUAAACUAAAACUCAGUUGUAUCCGACCAUCACAAAAUGCAGAUCCUUGUGUUGAUCCUCGGGACCGUGCUGCUUUCCAAAGCAGCCUGUGCACUGACAUGUUACCAGUGCAUACCGAGCAUCUCUGGAAGCUGCACUCAGACAACACAAUGCCCUUCCAAUACUCAGUGUGGUUCACUUAGAUUAACUGCAUUUGUAGGUGGUUCACAAGUUUCUGAUUUUCAACUAAAAAAUUGUUCUACGGCUGAACUGUGCAUCAAUGGCUCAGUCAACUUUGGAACUGCCGAAUAUGUAGCUACAAGCAGUUGUUGCAGCUCUGAUCUUUGCAACUCUCAAGAUGCCCCUGUUGCAAGUUUAUCUUCUCCAAAUGGGAAAACGUGCUUCACAUGUGACGGACAAGUUUGCAACAACACUCUAAACUGCAAAGGAAAUCAAGACUACUGCAUCUCAGCAAACUUCACUGCAGCAGCAGGGGUGACUUUAAAGGGCUGCGCCUCCAAGGAGAUUUGCGCAAGCAUUCAAGCUACACAGAUUCCAGGACUCGGUGGAGCAGAAAUCAGCUGCUGCAAGGGUAACCUCUGCAACAGUGCCAGCAGUUCAACUACCGGCAUUCUGCUCUUGGUGGCACCACUGAUCUCUCUGAUCUGGAUCUCUUAGGUGAUGGAAACAAUAGCAUCACAACUCAAUUUUUCUUCUCAUCUUUACAGUGUUACCACUAUAGCCACAGAACUUAGAGCAAAUAGAAAAUUAAUAAAAUAGAAAAUCAAAAUAAAAAAUGUUUUUAUGUUAUUGAAUAUGUUAUCACAUCUGACCACAGCACUUCCCCUCAAGCUUUCCCUGAAUCAUCUAGCUGUUCACUGGGAAAGACAGGCCUGUUGAACACAGGGACCUUGCGGGCGCUGAAGGCUUUUAAUCCCUUAAACUGUGUUCUGUUUCCAUUGGUGUUUUUGGUGACUGUAGUCUCAGCUGUCAGAUCAUUUAAAAGCUCUUCUGGUGUAACUUUGAGCUGAUCUACCACUUUUCUCAUAAUCAUCCUCACCCCAUGAGGCAGGAUCUUGCAUGAAAUUCCAGCGCAAUGGCGAUUGAUAUUCUUUUUAUAUUUUUUCCAUUUCCAAAUAAUUCCACUAACAGUUGUCACCUUCUCACCAAGCUUCUUCCUGAUGGUCUUUUAGCCCAUUCCAGCCUUGUUCUGGGCUACAGUCUUAUCCAUGGUGGUGGAGAGGUUGGAAUGGAAGAAACAGAUUCUGUGGACAGAUGUGCUUUAUACACAUAAUCUGCUGAGCUCAGGAAUAUCUGUAAUUGAUUGAAUGAUUGGCUGGGUUGUAGAGAAUCAAAUAUUUUUUUCAAUCAGUGUCAUGCAAAUCAAUUUAUAAUUUUCAUGUAAUGUGUUUUUUCUUUAUUUCUGGUUGAUGCUCUGUCUAUCC